Molecule: messenger RNA, 618 nt
Organism: Suncus etruscus (white-toothed pygmy shrew)
Lineage: Eukaryota; Metazoa; Chordata; Mammalia; Eulipotyphla; Soricidae
Product: ARL14 effector protein-like
Exons: 4
Coding region: 1-618 (205 amino acids)
Cellular component (GO): intracellular membrane-bounded organelle
Source: RefSeq, a predicted model, not a curated record
AUGUUUUCCUUGAGAAGAGUAGCGAGCUGGUUUGUUUUUGAACUUGGGGGUGGGGUGGCAUUUUUCCAUUUCAGACUUGAAGCUGUUGACUGGUAUCAGCUGCAAAGGAAAGGAGAUAUCCGAAACAUCCUGCUCCAAAAAAUGAGUGAGCCAUCAGAUAAACAGAGUGAACCAUCAGCUCAACAGAGUUCCCUGCAUGAGAACAAAGCAGAUGAGAAUUCUCCUGAGAAAAGCUCUCAAAUCAGGCAGAAGCAAUCGCAAAUUCAGCCACAGUUAAAAAACCUGUCAUUUGAAAACCCUGGACCGAAGAUGACCGACUUUGAUCUUGUACCCAGAAAACUGAAAAAGAAAGCAAAGAUGUCAAAGAAGAAUGAGGAUUUUCCUGAGAAAAACGAACCCGAGAGGAAAUAUGACGAGAAUGGCAAGCUGAUCAGCAGUGGCCUAGACCUGUGUGAUUGUCUGGAUAAGAACUGCGUGGGCUGCUUCUACCCCUGCCCCAAGUGCAACUCCAGGAAGUGUGGGCCCGAGUGCCGCAACAACCGGUGCUGGGUAUAUGAUGACAUAGUUGAUGAGUCCGGGGAUGUCGUCAGUACCCUGCCAUUCAGUGACCGAGAGUAG